AUGGACAGCUCUCACGACAAAACACACGUCGAUCCCGAGCGCAGUCCCUAUGUUGAGCACCAUGGAGACCAAGAGCCGUGGCACGGCAUGUCCGUCGGUCGCUACCUUGGGACGCGCUUUACGACCUUGAAGCCGCCCAUGCUGAGCGCUCCGAACCCGUUGAAGCUCGUUGUGAUGAUCAACAGGCGCCAGUGGGCAUUUUUUGCCGUUGCAUUUGCUGCUUGGACAUGGGACGCCUUCGAUUUCUUUACCGUCUCACUCACCAUCACUGAGCUAUCCGAAACUUUCAACAAGUCCAAGACCGAUAUCACUUGGGGCAUCACACUCGUUCUGAUGUUCCGAUCAGUCGGCUCUAUCAUCUUUGGGAUAGCAGCAGACAGAUACGGCAGGAAAUGGCCCUUCGUCGUGAAUAACCUCCUCUUCAUCAUCCUCGAACUGGGAACCGGCUUCUGCCAGACUUAUGAACAAUUUCUGGCAUGCCGCGCACUCUUCGGCGUCGCCAUGGGCGGUUUGUACGGAAACGCAGCCUCCACCGCUCUCGAAGACCUCCCCGCCGAAACUCGCGGCAUGAUGUCCGGUGUAUUACAGCAAGGUUACGCCUUUGGAUACCUAUUGGCCGCGGCCUUUGCCCGAGGACUGGUCAACACCACCCCGCAUGGCUGGCGUCCCCUCUUCUGGUUCGGAGCCGGCCCGCCAGUGCUGUUUAUCCUCUUCCGUCUGAUGCUACCCGAGACCGAUACCUUCAUCGAACACAAGCGCAUUCGCGAAGCGGCUGGGCGGCAAGCAGCGGCUGCUGGCGGGAGCGUAACGUCGACCUUCUUGAAGGAGGGUAGGGUCGCGAUCCGCAAGCACUGGCUGCUGCUGACGUACCUCGUCCUCCUCAUGGCCGGCUUCAAUUUCAUGUCGCACGGCAGCCAGGACCUAUACCCCACCAUGUUGACGAACCAGUUCAACUUCAACGCGGACGAAGUGACCGUCACCCAGGUGGUCGCUAACCUUGGAGCCAUGCUAGGCGGCACUACCGUUGGCUACUGCAGCCAGAUUUUCGGCCGGCGCUUCAGCAUCGUCAUCUGCUGCAUCAUCGGCGGCGCGCUGCUCUAUCCUUACACUUUUGUCACGACCGAGGCUGUCAUGGCCGCGGCCUUUUUUGAGCAGUUUUGCGUGCAGGGUGCCUGGGGUGUCAUCCCAAUCCAUUUGAUGGAGCUCAGUCCUGGUGCUUUCCGCACCUUCGUCGUCGGCACCUCGUAUCAACUUGGUAACCUAGUCUCUUCAGCCAGCUCGACUAUCGAGUCCCGCCUCGGCGAACAGUUUCCAUUGGCACCCAAGGGGACGACGAAGCGCUAUGACUAUGGCAAGGUCAUUUGCAUCUUCAUGGGAUGCGUCUUUGCAUAUGUCAUCCUCUUGACAUUCAUCGGACCUGAGCAUCUGCGUCGAAGCUUCGACGUGGCAGACGAUUCGGACAUGCGUGAGGUCGCUGGGGAUGAGACGAUUGAGGAUGUACUCCACAAUCGCGGGGCGGGGACUGGACACUUGGCUCAAAGCGACGAGGAAAUGGGACAUCAGGAAAAGUCGGCUACUCACCGGGAGUGA
Colletotrichum spaethianum is the source of this 1590-nucleotide messenger RNA. RefSeq names its product carboxylic acid transporter. Gene Ontology annotation, biological process: plasma membrane lactate transport. The transcript has 4 exons. The record is from RefSeq and is a predicted model, not a curated record. Gene Ontology annotation, cellular component: plasma membrane. The coding region runs from base 1 to 1590 and encodes 529 amino acids. NCBI's taxonomy places the organism in Eukaryota, Fungi, Ascomycota, Sordariomycetes, Glomerellales, Glomerellaceae. Gene Ontology annotation, molecular function: secondary active monocarboxylate transmembrane transporter activity.